Brugia malayi is the source of this 291-nucleotide messenger RNA. RefSeq lists its product as uncharacterized. NCBI's taxonomy places the organism in Eukaryota, Metazoa, Nematoda, Chromadorea, Rhabditida, Onchocercidae. The transcript is spliced from 2 exons. The record is from RefSeq and is a predicted model, not a curated record. Bases 1 to 291 code for a protein of 96 amino acids.
AUGCACAAUGGACAUGGAUCAGCUGCAGAAACAGUGCAAAAUGACGUCGAUCUCCUGGACCGGCAUACGUCCUUGUAUCAAUCAGAAGAACUGACUCUUAUUCACUUCGAGAUUGGAUUACACCUCGAAUCGUCCUCUUCUGGAUCAAUGGAUCGGGUUUACAGGAUCAUAAGACUACUGACGCUAGAAGUGGUGAAAUGUAUGCGAAAUCAUCAUCCGGCAAUUCACUUCCUUCAGGUCUUCUCACAUUUCUACUCAUAUUAUGCUUCUGAAUUUCAAUCGAUACCAUAG